This is a messenger RNA of Rhopalosiphum padi (bird cherry-oat aphid), 4990 nucleotides long. It is a transcript of the gene Vinc, whose product is annotated as vinculin. The record is from RefSeq and is a predicted model, not a curated record. Gene Ontology annotation, biological process: cell adhesion. Gene Ontology annotation, molecular function: actin filament binding. The coding region runs from base 342 to 3203 and encodes 953 amino acids. Lineage: Eukaryota; Metazoa; Arthropoda; Insecta; Hemiptera; Aphididae. The transcript has 10 exons.
AGUGCUGCUGCUGGCGCUGCUGAACCGUCUGCCUAACCGCACACAGCCGCAGUAGAAUUGUGUUUAUUUUAAGAAGUCGACGUCGUUUCCUAUAAAUGGUUAUUUCGCUGGUCCAUUGACAGUGGUAGUGUUGUGCUCGUGUUGCUGCGUGCGCCCGCUUUUUUGCACCUUUGUGCGCCGCACCGCCCCUACCCACCACACCGCCGCCCGCGCGACAGUCGCGUUUGUGCGUGUGUUAUUGGCGCUCGCGCCAGAUAGAUAGGUACCUGUCCACGUCCCGUCGGCGUACGGAGUUUCGUCAGGGUUUUGAAUUUUUUUUUUCCGAAUUUUCUGCCGCCAAAAUGCCGGUGUUUCACACGAAAACCAUCGAGAGCAUAUUGGAGCCCGUCGCCCAACAGGUAUCCAGAUUGGUUAUUUUACAUGAAGAUGCUGAAGAUGGAAGUGCAAUGCCAGACUUGGAAAAGCCGGUUCAAGCUGUUAGUCGUGCAGUUAUGAACCUUAUCAAAGUUGGAAAAGAAACUAUAAACAGUAGUGAUGAUCCAAUACUUAAACAAGAUCUUCCUUCAGCACUUUAUCGAGUUGAAGGGGCAUCCCGUUUACUCGAAGAAGCUUCAGCUAUGUUAAAACAAGAUCCUUAUAGUGGACCAGCUCGGAGAAAACUGAUAGAAGGAUCUAGAGGAAUUUUGCAAGGAACAUCAUCAUUGUUGUUGUGUUUUGAUGAAUCUGAAGUCAGAAAAAUCAUUAGAGAGUGUAAAAAAGUUUUGGAUUAUUUAGCUGUUGCCGAAGUUAUUGAAAGUAUGGAAGACUUAGUGCAGUUUCUUAAAGACUUAAGUCCAUGUUUAAGUAAAGUUUCUCGAGAAGUAGGAGCUCGUGAAAAAGAACUUACUCAUCAAGUUCAUCGAGAUAUACUUAUUCGUUGUCUUGAUCAAGUGAAGACAUUAGCUCCAAUACUUAUAUGUAGCAUGAAGAUUUAUAUUCAUAUUCUUUCAGAAGGUGGUAAGGGUGCCGCUGAAGCAGCUGAGAAUAGAGAUUAUCUUACUAGCCGAAUGACAGGAGAGUUAUUAGAAAUAAUAAGAGUAUUACAGUUGACCACUUAUGAUGAAGAUGAAUGGGAAGCUGAUAACAUAACUGUAAUGAGAAAAGCUCUUAAUGUAAUCGAAGGUAAAGUCCAUACAGCCCAUGAUUGGUUACAAGAACCAUUAUCAAUGCCUGGUGGUCUGGGUGAAAAGUCUAUUCGCCAUUUACUUGAACAAUCUCAUUUAAUAUCAGAGCGCUGUUCACCUAAAGUUCGAGAGCCAAUACAGAAAUUGUGUUCAGAAAUCAACACAAUGACCGAUGCUCUUUGUGAACUGAGACAUGAUGGAAAAGGCGCUACUGCUCAAGCAGAAAGUUUAUCGCGUAGCAUUGACGAAAGAAUUGGGGAGUUAGUGAAACUAGUUACACGUGCAGUUAACGACACAGAGAGAAGUGGAGUUGCUGCUAAGGGACAGCAAGUGGCUCAUACACUUGGCGGACAAUUGGAUCAAGCUAGACAAUGGUUGUUACAUCCAGAACGAAAUGAUAAUGGUUUGGGGCAAAGAGCCAUUUCGUUGAUAAUAGAUGAAGCACAUAGGGUGGCUGAUGGACUUCCCGGUGUUCAAAGAGCAGAAAUAUUAAAUCUCUGUGAUGAGGUUGAUACCUUAUCUCGACAAUUAAAUGAUUUAUGUCGCCGUGGUGAAGGUAACUCCCCUCAAGCGCAACAAAUAGCCAGAAAAUUAUCUCACAAGUUAGAUGAAUUGAAAAAAAUGAUACAAGAUGCAGUGGUCAGUCGUGUUGUGGAAGAUUUUGUUGACAUAAAUACACCUUUAAAACAAUUUACAGAUGCAGUGCAUGUACCAAAAGGAACUCCUGGUAGAGAGGCAAACUUUGCUGAUCGAGCAACUAGGUUAUCUGACUGGUCAAAACGUGCAGGUCGAACUGGACGACUCGUAGCUGCGACCGGUAGUGGUGGAAAAAAGUUGUCUGAAGCUCUAAAUCAAGCUGCCACACAACUUGAAUCUCUCGGACCUCAGUUAAUAAAUGGUGGACAAAUCCGAUCACAAUACUCUGAUAAUAAAGUUGCUGGAGAGCAUUUUGACAAUUUGUGUUCUCAGUAUGCUGAUACAGCUACACACAUAAGAAACCUUUGCGAUGAGGCUACAGAUUCAGCUACUUUUAUUCGAUUAUCUGAGGACCAGAUGCGUAAACAUGCAAAACUGUGUGAGGAUGCUAUUGCCAGACAUGACCCCAAUAAAAUGGUAGAACAUACUACAGCUAUUGCUCGUCUAGGAAACAGAGUAUAUCAAGUUGCCAAGCAAGAAGCUGACAAUUCUGAGGAUCCUGUGUUCCACGCAACAUUAAAUAGAGCAGCAGAUAUAUUACAAGCUGCUGUGGCAAGAAUGGUCCAAGAUGCUAAGCCAGUAGCAUUAAAUACCAAUAAUGAACAAGCUAUUAAACGUUGGAGAGAAUCUAAUAAUGUAUUGUUGGAUGCGGUUCGCGGUGUGCGUGGAGCUAUCACUGUUGUACCAGACCUAUAUGAAUUGUCUAUUGAGCCUGAAAUAGCUCCACCUCGUCCACCGUUACCUGGUGAACAGGCACCUCCACCAAGGCCACCAUUACCUGCUGAAACUGAUGAUGAAGAUGAAAUGUUCAAGCAUGCACCAUUACCUAAUCAACCUAUUAUGGCUGCAGCUCACGGACUCCAUCAAGAAGUGAGACAAUGGUCAAGUAAAGAUAACAAGAUUAUUGCUGCUGCAAAGAAAAUGGCACUUUUGAUGGGCAGGUUAUCUCAAUUGGUUCGCGGACAAACUGGUACCAAACGUGAUCUUAUUGCUUGUGCUAAGGCAAUUGCUGAAGCUUCUGAAGAAGUAACACGUUUAGCCAAGGAAUUGGCUAGAGAGUGCACUGAUAAGAGAAUGAGAACUAACUUGCUGCAAGUGUGUGAACGUAUACCGACUAUUGGUACUCAAUUGAAAAUCUUAUCCACAGUCAAAGCAACUAUGUUGGGUGCCCAUGGUUCAGAAGAAGAUCAAGAAGCUACUGACAUGUUGGUGGGUAAUGCACAAAACUUGAUGCAGUCUGUUAAAGAAACCGUAAGAGCAGCUGAAGCAGCUUCAAUUAAAAUAAGAACUGACACUGGUAUACGGUUAUGUUGGGUCAGACGUCAACCAUGGUAUCAUUAUUAAUAACUUCCAUUUGCCUCCAUUACCAUGGCCAUAAUUAGGUGUUCAAUAUUAUUUAAGGAAUUUAUAAGCUAUAACAAAGUAAUUGGUAUAAAUCACUUUGGGCACAAUGUGUGAUAGGUUGUAGUCUCUGGCUCAUUGGCAGUACUAUAAUUCAUUUACAUUAAAAAAAAGUCUUUGAAUUUGUGGUUUAGGAAUAAAUAGAUAAAAUAAAUAAUACAAAUUUGGAAAAUUUAUUUUCUAUAUUUCGGCAAUUAAAUCAUUCCAACGGGUCGACAUGUGCCUUAUAUUUAUAUUGAUUUGCGGUGCUUAGAGUUGUAUUUAAUAUUAAACAUACUUAUUUGGUUUAAGAGUGUUAAAUCAAAUUUAAAUAAUAAUUAAUAAUCGAGCUUUAACUUUAAUUGUUGAGUUACCUAUAUAUAUAUAGACGCUUCAAUCAUCAAAUGAGACAAUUUCACAACGAAUUAAUAUCUUUUUAAUUACAUAUUAUGUUGUUAUUUUAAAUGCCUCUAGAUAAUUUUAUAUAGGGUAAUUUAAAGAGGCUUUUAUAAUUUUGUUAUUCUGCAUUGAUAAUGUGCAUAAAUAGAAAUCAAAGAUUGUUAGAAAAAUAUUUUUCAUACAAACAUAUUUUAGAAUAUUUAUAUAUUAUAUUGUUAUUUGUUUUUAUUAUGAAUUUAUGUUUAUAAUCACAACAAUGUUCUUCUAGAUGUUCUGUUGUAAAGGUAUUCAGUGCUUCCAUUUUAUUAUAUCUGAUUUUUACUUUAAAAUGUUUGUAACAAAACAAUUUUAUUAAGUCGUUAAUAUAGUUGUUAUUUUAAUUUACAAAACUACCGAGCCACUUACAUGUUAAGAUUUGUAUCUAUAAUAAUUGUUAAUAAUACUAUGUUCUAAUUGUAUUAUUUUUAUACUUAUAAUAAUGUAUCAAAUGUGUAUGAUAUAUUAUUUUUUUUAUGUUCUUUUAAAUGUAUAAAUAUUAAAUACACAUAGUAUAUCAAUGAUAUUACAAAAUAAUAACAUUCACAUCCAUAAUAUAAGACUUAAGAACAUUAGUUUAAGACAGUAAAAAAUAUUGAUGUUAAACAAAACUUGUGUGGCUCGGAAUGUAAAUUAUUUAGUGCCAUUUCAUAGCCGUCACAAUUGUGUUUUCCAUACAUUAUUUUUUUCUAUUUUGAGUUAAUAUUGACUUUUAUGCUGCUUGUAAUAGUAUGUUUAUUUUUAAAAAAUCACUAUUUGAAAAUAGUAAAUGUUUGUCAGUAAAUAUUCUAUUUUAUUGUUGUAUACAAUAUGAGUUUUGUUUUGGAUACAAUGUAUUGCUGAAUAUGGAAACAGAAUCGCCAUCAUAUAAAAUUUAUAAAAUAUAUGAUGUAUCUAUUUUUUUUCUUGUAUACUCUUAUCACAUAUUAGUUUUUUAAUUAUCAUUAACUGUAAUUUAAUAUUGUAUUUAUUUGUAUUUAACUUCUUUCUUGAGUUUUAUUAUUUUAUUUUUAUUUAUUUUUCAUACAACAUUGUCUCAUUAAAAAAUGACUAACAUCGAAAAACAAUAUGCUGUAACCUGGUUUUUUAACUAGGCUAGCGCUAAAUUCUUAAAAAGAAUCAAUUUUAACUUGCCGUUAAUAAACAAUGUUGUGUUCAGUUCCUAACUUUCUAGUUUUUCAACGCGUUAACUAAAACUAUUAUACUAGCAUAUUUACCCCCCUUUUUUUUGGUAUAUUUUAUUUUACUCAUAAGCGACUCAUACACAAAAUAUUGUAUUAAUAUAGUUGGUGCUAAUAAAUUAUUACCAUUAUUCA